AUGCCCGACGCAACCGACCCCGCUCCUGACACAAACAUGACCCCCUCCGUCAACAACCCCAGCUCCGGUUCUAGUCCGGCCCCGAUCAUCCUCCGCUCUGCCACACCAGAGUCGGAGUUCAACUCUUUGAUCUUCUCCCGCAUCUUCAACCACCGCCGCCCCGAUCUAUCUUCCUCUACCAUCCCCUGGCAGCACUCCCGUCACCCACACGCCUAUUGCAAGCCGCUGACUGUCUCUGACGUUGUGGCGUGUGUUGAUUUUGCCAGGAAAAAAGACAAGCGAAUUGCCAUCCGCAGCGGGGGCCACAGCUGGGCCUGUUGGUCGAUUAGGUAUGACUCGAUCCUGCUGGACAUGAUCGACUUUGAGGGAGGGGUUGGGUCAAUCAGAUGGGAACGCGAGAUGGGUGAGGGGGUGGUGAGCUGUGGUCCGGCUGUGACGUCGGGGGGGUUGAAUGAGUUUUUGGCGGAGGGGGGCAGGAUGUUUCCUGGGGGUCAUUGUCCUGAUGUCGGGUUGGGGGGUUUUUUGCUGCAGGGAGGGAUGGGGUGGAAUUGCAAGAACUGGGGUUGGGCGUGUGAAUAUGUGGUGGGAGUUGAUGUCGUGACGGCUGGGCUCGAAGUCUUGCACAUAAACGAGACCAAAAACAGAGACUUGUUUCACGCUGCUCGGGGUGCGGGGCCAGCCUUUCCUGCUGUCGUGACGAGGUUUUAUAUGAAAACUCUGUCUCUGCUCCCGAUGUGGCAGUCGCUUUAUUUCUUUGAUAUCACCAAGUUUAAAGAGGUGCUGGAGUGGUUGAUCGAGCUCUCCCCAACCGCCUCCCCAACCCUCGAAAUCGUCCUCGUCUCGUCCUUUGUCCCCCAAUCCUCCCCCACCCCAACCCUCACGGCAGUCUUCACCUCCUUUGCCCCCUCCCACACCGCUGCUCUUUCAGCCUUAACCCCCAUCCACACCUCCCUCCCCUGCCCCCCCUCCGCCAGCCCAAACCACCCCAGCCGCUUCUGCGAACCUACCUCCCUUCCAGAAGAAUACGCAGCCCAACUAGCCGGCAACGCCGCCCCCGGCUUCCGCACCCGCUCAGACAACGCCUACCUCUCCAACGACCUCUCCCCGGCACAAGUUGCUGCCGCGCUUGACCCAGCGUUUUCAUCCCUUCCGACAAAGCAGAGCACCGCGCUGUGGUUCUCGAUGAAUCCUACUUCGAGGAGGGCACGGAAGGGGGACAUGAUGCUUAGCAUGCAAUCUGAUCAUUAUUUUUCUGUGUAUGCUGUUUGGGAGGAGGAGAAGGAUGAUGGGGUGUGUGAUAGCUGGGUGAGGGAUGUUUUUGCCAGAUUGGAGGAGCAGGAGGGGACUCUUGCUGGGAGUUAUCUUGGGGAUGCCGACUUUCAGUUUAGGAAGGCGGGGGGGAAGUUUUGGGGGGAGGGGAGGGGUGAUCCGGGGGAUGUGAAGGCGAAGUGGGAUGGGGAGGGGAGGAUUUGUGGGCUCUUGGAGGGGCAUGAGGCGUUGGGUGAGGGGGUGAGGGGGUGA
This is a messenger RNA of Podospora pseudopauciseta, 1521 nucleotides long. RefSeq lists its product as uncharacterized. NCBI's taxonomy places the organism in Eukaryota, Fungi, Ascomycota, Sordariomycetes, Sordariales, Podosporaceae. The record is from RefSeq and is a predicted model, not a curated record. The transcript is spliced from 3 exons. Gene Ontology annotation, molecular function: FAD binding; oxidoreductase activity. Bases 1 to 1521 code for a protein of 506 amino acids.